AUGGCGUCGGCGUCGCCACCAAAACCGUGGGAGAGAGCAGGUGCUACAGGUGUCAAAGCGGUGAAUCACACGCCCAUCGCGACGAUCAAGAAUAAGGGUCAUCGUUACCAUCUCAACUUCGAGGAAGUCUCCAAAACAAAAUACUCAUCGUGUCUAUGUACAGGAAACGCGUUAUCAUCCGUGCCUACUGCUGGUAGUCCUCUUACAUCGACUGCUAUGACUACUACAACACCCUCUGCGGGCAACCCCGCAACCUCAACAACAUCUGCCUCUGCGGCCCCCGACUUGCCCUCUCGCCCCAGCACACUCAACUCCGUCGUGAACAACAACGCCUCAGCCUACUCUCAAUACGGUGGCUCGCGCUUUGGUGCUAGUCCCUAUGGGGGAUACGGUGGUAUGGGUGGUAUGAGUUCUUACUCUUCUCCAUAUUCUCGCUUUGGCAGCAUGGGCGGAAUGGGCUCUAUGUACGGCGGCUAUGGUGGCAUGGGCGGGAUGGGAGGCAUGUACGGCGGCAUGGGCGGUAUGGGUGGCAUGUAUGGAGGAGGCAUGCCUGGGCAGGACCCGAAUGAUCCCAACAGCUUGACCAACUCGUUCGGUCAAAGCACCCAAGCCACUUUCCAAAUGAUCGAGAGCAUCGUUGGUGCAUUUGGUGGUCUUGCCCAAAUGCUGGAAAGCACAUACAUGGCCACUCACAGUUCAUUCUUCGCUAUGAUUUCGGUCGCUGAGCAAUUCGGCAACCUAAGAAACACCAUCGGCUCGGCCCUUGGCAUCUUCACAUUAAUUCGAUGGUUCCGCACAUUGAUUGCCAAGCUCACUGGCCGUCCUCCCCCAGCGGAUGCCACUUCUCUCACCCCCUCAGCUUUUGCUGCCUUUAUGGGUGGUCGGUCUAUGCCCGCCACUCUUCCCGAUGGCUCUCCCGCUCCUCCCAAGCCAUCAAAGAAGCCAUUCUUUAUGUUCCUCGUCGCCGUGUUCGGUCUUCCAUAUCUCAUGGGCAAGCUCAUCAAGGCUCUUGCCCGAUCCCAGGAAGCAGAAGCGAAGCGUCGUCAACAACUUGUCGGCCCCAACGGCGAGCCACAGUCUGCAUCUCUCGAUCCGGCCAAGCUGGACUUCUGCCGUGUCCUGUAUGACUACUCGCCAGAGACACAGGAAAGCAACGGCAUCGACCUAGCCGUCAAGAAGGGUGACGUCGUUGCCGUUCUCAGCAAGUCCGAUCCCAUGGGCAACGCCUCGGAAUGGUGGCGCUGCCGUGCCCGUGACGGCCGUGUCGGCUACCUCCCCGGUCCUUACCUGGAAACCAUCCAGCGCCGACCUGCUCAGCAAGCUAUCACCUCUGGUAGCGAACCGGCCUCUCGCACUGGCACCAUGGAUGGUGCUUCUGCAACCGACCGUACAAAGAGCCUUUCAGCAAUCUCUAAGCCGGCCAACAACCAGCCACCCGAGCUUAAGAGCAAGAUGGGCGAUAUCUCCCCAGAGAGCUUCCAGAAGAGCACAUUCUAUUCUUGA
Penicillium angulare is the source of this 1503-nucleotide messenger RNA. RefSeq names its product peroxin PEX13 (gene pex13). Bases 1 to 1503 code for a protein of 500 amino acids. Gene Ontology annotation, cellular component: peroxisome; peroxisomal importomer complex; peroxisomal membrane. Lineage: Eukaryota; Fungi; Ascomycota; Eurotiomycetes; Eurotiales; Aspergillaceae. Gene Ontology annotation, biological process: protein import into peroxisome matrix, docking. Gene Ontology annotation, molecular function: protein binding. The transcript is spliced from 3 exons. The record is from RefSeq and is a predicted model, not a curated record.